Molecule: messenger RNA, 11440 nt
Organism: Pecten maximus
Lineage: Eukaryota; Metazoa; Mollusca; Bivalvia; Pectinida; Pectinidae
Product: calcium-independent protein kinase C-like
Exons: 15
Coding region: 150-2297 (715 amino acids)
Biological process (GO): protein phosphorylation
Molecular function (GO): diacylglycerol-dependent serine/threonine kinase activity; ATP binding
Source: RefSeq, a predicted model, not a curated record
UCCGUGACUGCCUGCCAAUUAUUUGGAGAUGGUCUGGUCCUCUGUGGCCUGUGUAAGUGUGUUUUGUGUUUACACGGGACGACUGUAUCGAUAGGAGGCUAUAGUCAGGUCCAACCAAACCUCGCCUAUGACGGAUUUUACCAUCCACGAUGGCAAAUGUAUUCAAUGGAUCCAUGAAAUUAAAAAUUUGCGAAGCAGUUGACUUGAGGCCGACUGACUUCGCUACGCGAUUGAAUCUGGGUGGUACGAAAAAUGUACAGCUGAUCGACCCCUAUAUAGCGAUAGAUGUAGAUGACUUACCUAUCGCUAAAACGACCACAAAACCUAAAACGUUAAAACCAGUAUGGAACGAGGAUUUCUGCUCGUCUGUUCACAAUGGGCAGACUAUAGGACUUACAGUAUUUCAUGAUGCCGCGAUACCACCCGAUGAGUUCGUGGCCAACUGUUCUCUCACAUUCGAGGAAGUGAAAGGGAGACACCGUGAUUUGUGGGUUGACCUAGAACCCAAUGGGAAGAUACACGUCGAAAUAGAAUUAAAUGGAUCUUCGGGAGGAGCAGCGUUCCCUGUGGAGCCCCAGAAGGAGCGGGUGUUCCGGGAGCGGGAAGGGUUGCCCCUACGACGUGGGGCUAUGCGUAGACGGGUACACCAGGUUCACGGACAUAAGUUUAUGGCAACACUCUUCAGACAACCCACAUUUUGCUCAUUAUGUAGAGACUUCAUAUGGGGACUAUGGAAGCAAGGGUAUCAGUGCCAAGUGUGUACAUGUGUAGUUCACAAACGAUGCCACCAACAUGUUGUCACAAAGUGCCCGGGAUCCAAAGACUCGGCACCAGAGGAGACAUCGGGUACAAGAUUUAAUAUAAAUAUACCACAUAGGUUUAGCGUACAUAAUUACAAACGACCAACAUUUUGUGAUCACUGUGGGUCCUUGCUGUAUGGAUUGUUUAGACAGGGGCUUCAGUGUGAAGCUUGUAAAUUGAAUGUGCACAAACGUUGUCAGAAAAAUGUGGCAAACAAUUGUGGCAUCAAUACACGAGACAUGGCACAGAUUCUUCAGGAGAUGGGCAUCACAUGUGACAAACUGUCUCAGAAACCCAAAAAGGCACCAAUAGCACCAGAUUCACCACAUAAAGGAUGUUCUUCAGAAAACAAUCUGCCUGUGAUACCAGACUCUGAUGGGCAAGGUAAACUCUCGGAUGACAGGUCCAGUAGGGGGAGGAGUCCUUCACAAGACCGCUCACAGCGAAAACGAGCUGACAAGUACUCACAGUCAGAUUUUCGUUUUAUUAAAGUUCUAGGAAAAGGGAGUUUUGGUAAGGUAAUGUUAGCAGAAAAAAUAGGUACAGAUGAAGUAUAUGCAGUAAAGGUCCUUAAAAAGGAUGUAAUUAUACAGGAUGAUGACGUAGAAUGUACUAUGACAGAAAAACGAAUCUUAGCGUUGUCGGCCAAGCAUCCUUUCCUCACAGCACUUCACUCCUGCUUCCAGACUAAGGACCGACUAUAUUUUGUGAUGGAAUUUGUAAAUGGUGGUGAUCUAAUGUUCCAAAUUCAAAGAUCCCGCAAAUUUGAUGAACUUCGUGCGAGAUUUUAUGCCGCUGAAGUGACGCUUGCACUGAGAUUUCUUCACCGACAUGGGAUUAUAUAUAGAGAUCUGAAAUUAGAUAACAUUCUUCUGGAUGCUGAAGGCCAUUGUAAGAUAGCUGAUUUUGGAAUGUGUAAAGAAGGAAUGUUUGAAACCAAACUGACACAGACAUUCUGUGGAACUCCUGAUUAUAUAGCACCAGAGAUCCUACAGGAGCUGGAGUAUGAUGCCUCUGUGGACUGGUGGGCACUAGGUGUCCUCAUGUACGAGAUGAUGGCUGGUCAGCCUCCCUUCGAGGCAGAUAAUGAAGAGGAUCUGUUUGAGUCUAUUCUCCAUGACGAUGUAUUGUAUCCAGUGUGGCUCAGCAAGGAGGCUGUCACUAUUCUCAAAGGAUUCAUGACCAAAAAUCCUGCCAAACGACUUGGCUGUGUAAGAUCUCAAGGCGGGGAGAAAGCAAUCUUAGUUCACCCCUUCUUCCUGGACAAAAUUGACUGGGAGGGGCUAGAGCAGAGGAAAGUGAAACCACCAUUCAGACCCAAGAUUAAAUCAAAGACAGAUGCUAACAAUUUUGACAAAGACUUCACAUCAGAAGAGCCGGCAUUAACCCCUGUUGACCCAUCUGUGGUCAAAGCUAUUAACCAGGAGGAGUUCCGGGGGUUCUCAUUUAUUAACCCAGACUAUGGAAAAGUGUUUCAGUCAUCGGAUAUCCAUUGACCGAGGUCUCCGAGGGACAUAUUGUGUUUUAACCCUUUUUCCCCUUCCCCAUAACUCCCUACCCCUCCAGAAUUACAAUCUAGGUGAAUAAUGCUAUUUCCAUGUCUUUCUAUAGUCCUGUAAGAUGUGUGACGAACAUCUGUCCAGUCUCUGUUGAGCUCUCUCCUGUAUAACUCGCAAGCACAUAUGUUUUUAUUUUGGUCAAGGAAGUCAGGUUGUUAUCAAGUGGAAAGAAGUUAAAUGGCAGAUCAGUUUCUAUUUGGUCUGCUGUCAUUAAGGUCGCUCAUGUCAAAGCCUUCGAAAAACAAAAUCACACAUAUUUUAAGUUAAUUAAAUCAGAACUUUUUUGUUCAAUUUGUUACAAAUUCUUCAAAAUCUUUUCUUGAUAAUUUGAUAUGGUAUUUUUUCAAAAAUAUUUUUGUAGCCAUUGAAAUGAAAAGUAUUGUAAUGAGUUCAAGAUGAUUGGCUGCAGUCAAUCAAAUAAGGGUUAUAUUUUAGUCAAUUGUGAAUGCUUGGCUGCAGCCAAUCAAAUGUAGGAUUGCAGUUUAGUUAGUGCUGAAAUGAUUGGCUGCAGCCAAUCAAAUCAAGGAUUACAAAACAUCAGUUCUGAUUGUUUGUCUGCAGCAAAUCAAACGUAGGGUUACAUUUGAGUCAAUUCUGAAUGCUUGGCUGCAGCCAAUCAAAUGUAGGAUUACAUUUUAGUUAGUUCUGAAAUGAUUGGCUGCAGCCAAUCAAAUCAAGGAUUACAAAACAUCAGUUCUGAUUGAUUGUCUGCAGCAAAUCAAACGUAGGGUUACAUUUGAGUCAAUUCUGAAUGCUUGGCUGCAGCCAAUCAAAUGUAGGAUUACAUUUUAGUUAGUUCUGAAAUGAUUGGCUGCAGCCAAUCAAACCAAGGAUUACAAAACAUAAUUCUGAAUGAUUGGCUGCAUCCAAUCAAUAUAGGGUUACGUUUGUAUACAAGGGAUUUGCAGCAGGUGCAUGUGGCAGCUAAGAGCCACAUGCUCCCUACUACACUGAUUGAUAAAUCGUAAACCUUGGUGACAUGUGAUAAUUAUUGUGUGGUAAUACUCAGUUAACCUGGUAUUGUUAUGUGUUGAUAUGUUAUUCCUGGUUUUUCUGUUUGAGACUGAUAUUAUGUUUAUUUUAUUCUGUUGUUUAUUUUUUAAGAUAUUAAAUUCUUUUUGUUACUGAAGGCCAGACAUUGUCUAACUUUUGUUAUAUGUGGUUGUGUCAGGUGAUCUGAGAAACCAGUACUAGUGUUUUAUAUGACGAUAUUAAAGAGCAAAGAAUAGAAACAUAUGUGCCAGUGAACUAUACCAGAGUGCUGAUUCCUUUUUUUUAAACUUAAAUCAUGUCAUUGGUCCCAUUUUAACUCGUGAUAAUAUGUAUAGAAAUCUAGAACAUUUAAAUGAGUGCUUCUGUGUGACACAGAUUCCCUGUUAUGAGCUUCUGUGUGACACAGAUUCCCUGUAUAACGUGUGUGUUGGCAGGCAUGAACAACAGACUUACGCAACAAUAAAUCGGAUGUAGCACUUUUUUCUCUCCGUUGGACAAGUGGAUCGCCUGUGUUUUCUAUUUUGGCCUGGUGUACGCAUUUGUGUCUCCUCCAUGUUACUGGAGCAUCCAUCCGGAUUAGCUGAGAGUGUGUGUGGAUUGUGCAUUAAUUUACAUUGGCUUUCUUAUAAAUCAAGGAUUGUGUGGUGAAACAUAGAAAGCUACCUAGUUUACAGUAUUUCUUAAAUUCAACCUCAUUCGACAUGAUUCAUCAGUGAGUCGGCCAUCUUUGAUAUUGUGCGGCUGUUGAUCGCUUAUAUUGACUUUCAUCACAACUACCACCAUUAAUCUUCUGUAUAAUGAACAUAUUUUGGAUUAAUUUUACGUAUCAUCCCAGGUUUCUGUAUUAUUACUGAACGUUGGAGUGCAUUCCUCUCGCAUAUUGUAAGCAGACCUCCCCCCAAUAGGGAGACACCUCAAAAUUCUGUACAGUCAUACACUAAUGAAUAACACUGAACGGAUGUUUACAGCAUGUAGAUUAAUUUCAUGGAUGAGUGAGGUAGUUGAACACAGAAAUUGUUUAUUUAAAGGUUGAGUGAUUUGACCCCAUUUUCCUUAGUUUUGUCUGUUCAGUGACAUGUAAGUAGUAAGUGGAAACAAGACAUAAGCUGAUCAGGAGGGUGUGAGGUCACACUAUUUAAAGGUUGUUGCACAUGGGAUGGAGGCUGGUCAGGUCCUUAUAGGAUGGAGGUUGGACCUCCACAUGGGAUGGAGGCUGGUCAGGUCCUUAUAGGAUGGAGGUUGGACCUCCAGAUGGGAUGGAGGCUGGUCAGGUCCUUAUAGGAUGGAGGUUGGACCUCCACAUGGAAUGCAGAUUGGUCAGGUCCACAAGGGAUGCAGGUUGGCCAGGUCCAAUAUCGGAUUGAGGUUAGUCAGGUCCACAUGGGAUGGAGGUUGGUCAGGUCCACAUGGGGUAGAGACUGGUCAGGUCCACAUGGGGUAGAGAUUAGUCAGGUCCACAGGGUAUAGAUUGGUAAGGUCCACAUAGAUAGGAUGGAGAUUUUUCUGGGUAUAUCUGAUGGAAUAUUAACUACAGUUUAUAGUGAAAUUUGGUGCCUGUAUUUUACAUUGAUAUCAAACUAAUAUUAACAAUUCAGAUAUCGGUUAACUUUCUUUACAGCCAAUCAGAUCUGUAUAUUACCUGGGCAGGUAUAAAUGAGGUAUAGAAUCUGUAUAUUACCUGGGCAGGUAUAAAUGAGGUAUAGAAUCUGUAUAUUACCUGGGCAGGUAUACAUGAGGUAUAGAAUCUGUAUAUUACCCGGGCAGGUAUACAUGAGGUAUAGAAUCUGUAUAUUACCUGGGCAGGUAUAAAUGAGGUAUAGAAUCUGUAUAUUACCUGGGCAGGUAUACAUGAGGUAUAGAAUCUGUAUAUUACCUGGGCAGGUAUAAAUGAGGUAUAGAAUCUGUAUAUUACCUGGGCAGGUAUAAAUGAGGUAUAGAAUCUGCAUAUUACCUGGGCAGGUAUACAUGAGGUAUAGAAUCUGUAUAUUACCUGGGCAGGUAUAAAUGAGGUAUAGAAUCUGUAUAUUACCUGGGCAGGUAUAAAUGAGGUAUAGAAUCUGUAUAUUACCUGGGCAGGUAUAAAUGUGAUAUAGAAUCUAUAUAUUACCUGGGCAGGUAUAAAUGUGAUAUAGAAUCUAUACAGGAUGUUACCUGGCUAAAUUUCCUUACGGGGACGCAUUUGUUUUGUUUUUACACUUAAUCUAUUUGAUAUUUGUUUAUUGACAAAUGAGUUAAAAAAUUGUAACUUUGCAAAUGCACGUUACCUUGCUAGUUUGAUAUCGAUAAACUUUGAUGACCUUGGCAUACUGGUGUGACCUCUAUAAACUUGUGAGACCUUGAUAAAGUAGUGUGACCUUGGUAAGCUUGCAUGACCUCAAUUCCGAUGUCACAGGGGACCAACUGUGUAACAUCUAGAGAUAGAAUGCCAAGUGAGCAAUACAGGCCUAUAGGGCCUCUUUUAUCUUGGCCAUCAGGAAUUUUGUAUUUUUUGAUGCAUGAUAUAAAAUGAUGGGUUAUCUGACAGUUCAGUAAACAUCGUUUUCCCAUUACUUAAACAUUCAUUUAUAUAUCAUUUAUUCAUUGUUCAUCCCAUUUAAUUUUUCACUUAUCAUACUUCAUCAUAUUAACUGACUCAUCUAAUGAUUGAUGUAGUCGACCUAGUUUUCAUUUUGCAAUUUUAAGAAUAUACAAAUUUUACAUGUGUGUGUAUAUAUAGGUAUUUUGUACAUAGACAAGUAAUAUAUGAAUUUUUUUGGGGGUAAAGAUGUGUGUGUAAAAGUGCGUUGCAAUAGUGCUCUGGGUAUAUUUGUGUGACAGUGUUUAUCUGGCAACUGGAAGGGUAAAUCUGAUGCCAUGUGAGAAGUGAUGAAUGCUUCAGUGAGGUGAGAAAAUUAUCAGGUGUGUAAGCAUUAAAAAGUUAGAUUAGGACAGCUAUUACUACAAAUAACGCUGUAAUGGAACAAAUCACUAAAGAUACAGGCUGUAUUGAGUACAAGUCACUAUAGAUACAGGCUGUAUUGAGAACAAGUUACUAAAGAUAGUCUGUAUUGAGUACACAUACCUAAAGAUACAGGCUGUAUUGAGUACAAGUCACUAUAGAUACAGACUGUAUUGAGUACAAGUCACUAUAGAUACAGACUGUACUGAGUACAGGUUACUAUAGAUACAUGCUGUGUUGAGUACAGGUCACUAUAGAUACAGGCUGUAUUGAGUACAGGUUACUAUAGAUACAGACUGUAUUGAGUACAGGUUACUAUAGAUACAGACUGUAUUGAGUACAAGUCGCUAUAUAUAAAGGCUGUAUUGAGUACAAGUCACUAUAGAUACAGACUGUAUUGAGUACAAGUCACUAUAGAUACAGACUGUACUGAGUACAGGUUACUAUAGAUACAUGCUGUGUUGAGUACAGGUCACUAUAGAUACAGGCUGUAUUGAGUACAGGUUACUAUAGAUACAGACUGUAUUGAGUACAGGUUACUAUAGAUACAGACUGUAUUGAGUACAAGUCGCUAUAUAUAAAGGCUGUAUUGUGUACAAGUCACUAUAGCUACAGGCUGUAGUGAGUACAGGUCACUAUAGAUACAGGCUGUACUGAGUACAGGUUACUAUUGAUACGGACUGUAUUGAGUACAAGUCAUUAUAGGUACAGGCUGUAUUGAGUACAAGUCACUAUAGAUACAGACUGUAUUGAGUACGAAUACCUAAAGAUACAGGCUGUAUUGAGUACAAGUCACUAUACAGACUGUAUUGAGUACAGGUCACUAUAGAUACAGGCUGUAUUGGGUACAAGUCACCAUAGAUACAGACUGUAUUGAGUACAGGUCACUAUAGAUACAGCCUGUAUUGAGUACAAGUCACUAUAGAUACAGGCUGUAUUGAGUACAGGUCACUAUAUAUACAGACUGUAUUGAGUACAAGUCACCAUAGAUACAGACUGUAUUGAGUACAGGUUUCUAUAGAUACAGGCUGUAUUGAGUACAAGUCACUAUAUAUACAGGCUGUAUUGAGUACAAGUCACUAUAGAUACAGUCUGUACUGAGUACAAGUCACUAUAGAUACAGGCUGUAUUGAGUACAAGUCACUAUAGAUACAGACUGUAUUGAGUACAAGCUAAGUUGAUUGAGAUAAAGCUUUCCAUUUUUUUUUUGCUUUUAAAAAUAAUUGUAAAUUUAUUAGGUGUGUGUUAUUUACUAUUGCCAAUUAUUACCAAGAGUGUAUGUGUUUGUGUAUAUACGAAGCCAUGGCCUCUUUGGCAGCAACGUGAUAUUAUCUUUGUGCUGUUGUGUUAGAUGAUGAUAAUCAUCAUUUUGAAGAAACAUUCUGCAGGUUAGAAUACAAAAUCUUGUAAAACAUUUUGUAUUGAUGUUUUCCUCUCUUUUGCUUAUGUAAGUUGUGCAAUUGUCAAAAUACCAGUUGUUCAUUAGGUGUUACAUUCUGUUAACAUCCAACUCUAGUCGACGAUUCAGUAUAGUAAACUACUUGCAUAUAUUAUCAAAACUGUUUGCUAUUAAGGGUCAUGUGUAGUGUGACAUCAAUACCAAAUUUAUUUUUAGUCCAUCAGGUAAGGUAUGAGUACUGGAUACCCGAUAUAAAAUCUACCUGUAGUCCAUUAGGUUAAUUAAUACAUUCUAUGGAUACCAGAAUUAAAAUCUACCUGUAGUCCAUCAGGUUAAGUAAUACAGUCUAUAGAUACCCAAUAUAAAAUCUACCUGUAGUCCAUCAGGUAACGUAUGGCUGUCUAUGGAUAUCCGAUGUAAAAUCUACCAGUAGUCAAUUAGGUUAAGUAAUACAGUCUAUGGAUACCAGCUGACAUAAAGAUUGAUUGUAGUUAAUCAGGUUAAGUAUAACAAAAUGUUUAUAAAAAUUCUGGUUUUGAUUGGUUUCAGGGACGUCUAAAUAUGAAAACUAGGGAGACUGACAAUUUACAGGUGAUACUUUACCUUGUUGAAAUGCUAUACAUCUUUACAUACCCUGUUAGGUUUCUUAUAGCUGUGUAGAGUGUUUCUGCUCAUCACAUAUGUCAUUUACCAUAUUUAUCCUCAAAUUAGCCCCUCCCCUAGUGUACAGUUUAGUAAUAAAGGUUGGGGAGGGUUUAUUUGUGAAGUAGUGUUAGCUUACUAUUUCAAAAUUCUGAGAGAAAAAAAAUAAUAAGAAGGGGGCUUAUUUGGGGGCAGGGGCUUAUUUGCGGAUAAAUACGGGUGAUGUAAAAUAUUUAGUCCAAUGUGACUACCAUAUAGAGAUUAGAGUAUUCUACAUUUUCAUUUGAAUGUUAUCUUAAUCAGAAAAGUCUUACUAUUUGAAUAGCUUUUUAACCAGGCCAUAUAAGCUCUAUUAUGUGUUUUAUUACGAUUUCUCUUGGUAAGAUUUACGCUGUGGCUAUGAUAUUUAAAUACACUAGAAAUUGUUGGAAUUUGGUUUACAAGCAUUCCACAAGUUUGGCUUUAACAAUAUAUGUUUCUGUAGCUUGCAUAGUGAAACAAACAUCCUUAGAAAUAAAUAGAGCAGUGUAGGGGUAAAAUUAAGGUGAUACUUACUGCUGCUGAUGUCUCUCCUACAUUGGUUCUGUCAGAAGAGUAACCCACAUACCUAUGUGAACAUUUCUCUGCGUUUAGUCUAAUAAACAAUGAACAAGUUGUAAAAUAAAUCUCAAGGUAUAUAUUUUACAUAUUAUGAUUGAACUGAAUAAUCGUUCAUUAGGUUGUAUGUCACAUACGAUUGAACCGUAUAGUCGUUCAUUAGAUUGUAUGUUACAUAUGAUUGAACCGAAUAAUCGUUCAUUAGGUUGUAUGUCACAUACGAUUGAACCGUAUAGUCGUUCAUUAGGUUGUAUGUCACAUACGAUUGAACCGUAUAGUCGUUCAUAAGGUUGUAUGUCACAUACGAUUAAACCGAAUAAUCGUUAAUUAGAUUAUAUGUCACAUACGAUUGAACUGAUUAAUUGUCAUAAGGUUGUAUGUCACAUACGAUUGAACUGAUUAAUUGUCAUUAGGUUGUACGAUUUAAGACCUUUCUGAGUUUAUCAUAUUGAUUGCUCCCUGAAUUUGUUUGACGUUCAGAGUUGAUAAGGCUCAUUGGGAGUGACGUGUUAGUGUAAAGAGAAGGAUGGUUAAUGUAAAAGAGGCUGUAUUAUUCCAAGCUCUCCUUGUAUUUGAUGCAGCAUGUUAAUCUAGUCAUGUGUAAACAGCUGGAAUUGCUGAUAUGUUCGUUUCUAAAGAUAAAAAUCCUAGUAUUUCUCACCAAUGUGUAACAUUUCCAUUCUAUCCAAUAGUCAAUCUUUUAGAAUUAAGAAGAUAUUUAAACUAGAAUAUUGAAAUGAUCUUUAAAAGGUCACUGAUUUUGUGCAAUAUAUAGACAGCAUAUUUUUGUGCCAUAUUGUGUUUGUUACAAUACAGACAUUAUAUACCUGGUUCAUACAGGCACGUGUUUGUCUGUUACAAGACAGACAUUAUAUACCUGGUUCAUACAGGCACAUGUUUGUCUGUUACAAGACAGACAUUAUAUACCUGGUUCAUACAGGCACGUGUUUGUCUGUUACAAGACAGACAUUAUAUACCUGGUUCAUACAGGCACGUGUUUGUCUGUUACAAGACGGACAUUAUAUACCUGGUUCAUACAGGCACAUGUUUGUCUGUUACAAGACAGACAUUAUAUACCUGGUUCAUACAGGCACAUGUUUGUCUGUUACAAGACAGACAUUAUAUACCUGGUUCAUACAGGCACAAUUUAAUGUCUCCAUUACUUAAGUUUGGUUUGGGAAAGAAUUUAACUUCAUGUGUCCAAAAAAAAUUACAGGUGCAAAUUGUGAAAAAAAAUUAUUUAUGACACUUUAUGAAAUUAUGGAUCUUUAAUGUUGGUGUCUGUGAUUAUUAUGAAUUACGUGGACAAAAACUUUGCAUUUAUAUUUCAGUAAUAGCAUCAAGAUAUGCAAAUUUGCUUUGUUUUUCCUGAAGUCAACAGUAAUAUGAACAGGUGGAUUCUGCUAAGAUUAGAACCGGAAACUUUCUUGGCCAAUUAAGAUAUUGUCAUAUCACUACAGAAACUUUUAUAGCCAUGCAAUACAUAGUGCUAUCCCUACCGAAACCUACAUAGAAAAUUACCCCUGAAGUUCUAACCUAAUACGAUUUUAAAAGUUAAGACCCUAUUGCUAAGGAUACCAUGCAAUAUAUUACUGUCAUGGCAACAACGCCUUCCUGUCACGGUUGAAUUGUCCCUGUAGUGCAGUGUUGUAAUGCAAAUACAUUGUAUAGCAUUUCAUCAUUAUGAUACAAUAAGGCCUGAGCAAAGGGAGGUAAUCCUGAUGUUGUUGGUUUGUUUAAUUGUUGUUGGCUAUUGGUUAGUAUUAUGUCAAGCUUGUUGAAUCUGCUUUGUUAUCUAGUCAGUUUGAGGUUUGAUCAGUAAAUCAAUAGUUUCUUCAGUUGUUUCCAAAGUGCUUCCUAUUUAUAUUAAUAGUUACUGUGCUGUACGUUUUUUCUUUCACACAUUGUGUUUACAAAGCUGCAAGAGUGAGAAUGAGGUUGUUUUCUCGGUAUUUUUGUCCCAGACAUGCGGUACAUUUUUGCAUCCAAGUCUGCAUUUAUGUAUUGUGUAACCUUCUUGGUGAGUUUGAUCUGUAGCAUAAUAUAACAUGACAAUCACGUCUGAAUUACCUUUUCAUUGCGACACCGGUCUGUGCAAUACUUACGUCACUAAAUCCUUCUGUGUAUGUAGGGCAUUCUCUUUCUGGCAGUACACAAUACUGCUAUCAGUUCAUAUCUGCUGAACAGUUCAGAUGUGUUAGUGACUGACUGAAUCAGAAUGUCUUACUUCAACUGUUGGGACUAUCAAGUGUCUACUAUACAUGUACAACAGUCUAGACUAACCAGUGUCUACUGUACAUGUACUUCUACAGUCUAGACUAACAAGUGUCUACUGUACAUGUACUUCAACUGUCUAGACUAACAAGUGUCUACUGUACAUGUACUUCAACUGUUGGGACUAUCAAGUGUCUACAGUACAUGUACAACAGUCUAGACUAACCAGUGUCUACUGUACAUGUACUUCUACAGUCUAGACUAACCAGUGUCUACUGUACAUGUACUUCUACAGUC